AUGACCAGAUUGGUUGGCUGUAGCAGCAACAACAGUAAUCUGGGUAGGAACGCUUUUGGACUCCUCACGUCGAAGAAAAAGUUCAUGGUCUUAAAGCUUUUCGGGGAGGCAGCCUCCGAGGUCAGAGUUGAGGCCCUAGCUAGGGGUAGAGGUCGGGCUAGAGGCCGAGGACGUGGUCGAGGCCGUGCCAGAGGAGCGGCACCUGCCCGAGGCCGAGGUAGAGAGCCUUCACCUGAGCCACAGAUUGGAGUAGCUGCAGAGCAGGCUCCUGUGGGCCAUGCACCCCCAGUUCAUGAUGACAGACUCAAUAGGAUAUUUGGGUUAUUAGAGCGUCUUGCUCUGGGUGCAACAGGUAUACCAGCGGGGUUACAGGCUGGGGUAGGGGCACAGGCCCCUGGUUAUCACCAUCAGAUUCCAGUGGUUCUAGAGCCGGUGGUUCAGCCACCACAGGUUCCAGCACCAGUUGUAGGUAUACCGGCGGCCCUUGAGGUGGCCUUGGCAGAUAAUGACCAGGUCUGCUAUGAGCAGUUUCAGAAAAUGAAACCACCUCAGUUUCAUGGUGCUAAGACUGAUGAUGCUCACGAGUUUUUGACCUUGAGUCGAGAGAUGUUGGCGGCGGUACGCAUGUUAGAUGAGAGGGGCGUCCGAUUUGUGUCCCUUCAGUUACGCGUUGUCACUAAGGAGUGGCUGAGGACCUUCAUGAGUUCGAGACCAGCGGGAUCUCCUCCCAUGGAGUGGAGUGAGUUUGCUAGUGCCUUUGAGGGUAGUUUCAUCCCUUGGAGUGUACAGGAGGAGAGCCGUAUGAGGUUUGAGAGUUUGGUGCAGGGUAGCAUGUCAGUCGCAGAUUACGAGGCUCGAUUCUGUCAGUUGUCGAGACAUGCCUCUGCUUUGAUUUCAGGUGAGCCUGAGCGGAUUCGCAGAUUUGUCAGGGGUUUGACUCCCAAUAUCCGUAGUUAUAUGUUUAAAUCAUCUCGAGAGGGUGCUUCCUUCCAAACUAUAGUGAGUGCAGCCAGAGAGGCUGAGUUGCUUGAGCGGGAUGACUUUGGUGGGCCCAAGAGGGUCCGUACAUGUGGUCAGUAUUCGGGUACCUCGGCAGGAGGUAGGGGCCCACACAGGGGAGGCGGGUCCUUCCUGCGUCAGAGGCCAGUACAUGCUUCAUUACUAGCUAUCGAGGGUGUGCCAGCAGCUCGGGGUCCUCCAGGCCACUUGAUUCGUCAGUGUCCACAUCAGACUCAGUCUGGACCACACCGUACUGUCUCCGUGGUCCCAGAGAGAGAUUCAGCACCUCCGGCUAGAGGUCGGGGUCGGGGAUCGGCAUCUGGUAGAGGCGGACGAGCUUCGGGUAGAGGUGCUAGUGGCGCCCCAGGUUCACAGAGUGAGGGCAGAGGUGCCCAGUGUUAUGCUUUUCCUGGGAGGCCCGAGGCUGAGGCUUCUGAUGCAGUUAUCAUAGGUAUCGUCUCAGUUUGUCAUCGGCCUGCUUUCGUGUUAUUUGAUCCUGGUUCUACAUUCUCAUAUGUGUCUACAUAUUUUGCUUCCAACCUUGAGUUGACUUGCGAUCGUAUGUCUGUGCCUAUUAAAGUCUCUACACCCGUAGGUGAACCCUUAGUGGUGAAUCGAGUAUAUCGAUCUUGUCUUGUUGUCUUAUCGGGGUAUGAGACUUGGGUGGAUAUGAUUCUUCUUGAUAUGUUAGACUUUGAUGUCAUAUUGGGUAUGGACUGGCUUUCCCCCUAUCAUGCGCUUCUUGAUUGUUAUACUAAGACUGUCACCUUAGCUAUUUCGGGUAUUCCUAGAGUGGAGUGGAGAGGGACUAGUGGUUCGUAUCCCAAUAAGGUCAUAUCUCAUAUUCGGGCUCAGAGGAUGAUUGACUGGGGUUGUUUAUUUUAUUUGGCCUUUAUUCGGGAUGUUGGAGCUGAGUCACCGGCCAUGGAGUCUAUUCCGGUGGUUCAGGAGUUCCCUGAUGUGUUUCCCGAGGAUCUACCUGGUGUUCCUCCUGUUCGUGAUAUUGACUUCUCUAUUGACUUGGAGUUGGGCACCAAGCCCAUAUCUAUUCCACCUUAUCAUAUGGCUCCAGCAGAGUUGAAGAAGUUGAAGGAUCAGAUUCAGGACUUAUUGAGUAAAGGAUUCAUACGCCCUAGUGUGUCGCCUUGGGGUGCACCAGUUUUAUUUCUUCAGGGGGCAGCCUUGUUCUCUAAGAUCGACUUAAGAUCUGGGUAUCAUCAGUUGAGGAUUAAGCCUUCAGAUGUGGUGAAGACAGCUUUUCGCACACGAUAUGGUCAUUAUGAGUUUUUGGUGAUGUCAUUUGGGCUCACCAAUGCCCCUGCGACGUUCAUGGAGUUGAUGAAUGGAGUGUUUCGCCCAUACUUGGAUUCCUUCGUGAUUGUGUUUAUUGAUGACGUCUUGUGUGAGUUUUGGCUUGAGUCAGUGGCUUUCCUAGGGCACGUGGUGUCUAAGGAUGGAGUUAGGGUUGAUCCGGCCAAGAUUGAGGCGGUUCAGGGUUGGACUAGACCUACAUCACCUGCCGAGAUUUGGAGUUUUGUUGGCUUGGCGGGUUACUAUCGGCGUUUUGUUCAGGGAUUCUCUACUAUAGCUGCGCCGUUGACUAGAUUGACUCAGCAAACGGUUCCUUUUCAUUGGUCACCCGAGUGUGAGGCGAGCUUCCAAAGGCUCAAAUCCCUAUUGACUUCAGCACCUGUCUUGACUUUGCCAGAGGAGGGUGUUGGAUUUACUGUUUAUUGUGACGCUUCGGGUGUUGGACUUGGAGGUGUUUUGAUGCAGAAGGGUAAGGUUGUAGCCUAUGCCUCUAGACAGCUGAAGGCACACGAGAGGAAUUACCCAACUCAUGAUUUGGAGUUGGCGGUUGUGGUAUUUGUGCUUAAGUUGUGGAGACAUUACCUAUAUGGUGUUCAUUGCGAGGUAUUUACUGAUCAUAGGAGCCUACAGUGGCUUGAGUUGCUCAAGGACUACUACAUGACCAUUUUAUAUCACCCCGAGAAGGCCAAUGUGGUGGCCGAUGCCUUGAGUAGGAAGACUCCUAGUAUGGGGAGUCUUGCCGCGAUCAUUGUUGAGAGACGACCUUUGGUUCGGGAUGUUCAGAGGUUAUUUGACAGCAUGGUGAGAUUUCAAGUUUCUGAGGAGAGUGGAGGUGUGUUUGCCUUCAUUGAGGCCCGUUCAUCUUUGAUGGAGCAGAUUAGAGAGCAUCAGUAUGAGGAUGGGAAGUUAUGUCUCAUCCGGGACAAGGUGAUGAGUGGUGAAGCCAAGAAGGCUAAGAUUGACUCCGAUGGUGUAUUGAGGAUUUAG
Messenger RNA from Solanum stenotomum, 3297 nucleotides. RefSeq lists its product as uncharacterized. The coding region runs from base 1 to 3297 and encodes 1098 amino acids. NCBI's taxonomy places the organism in Eukaryota, Viridiplantae, Streptophyta, Magnoliopsida, Solanales, Solanaceae. The record is from RefSeq and is a predicted model, not a curated record. The transcript is spliced from 6 exons.